GCCAAAUGUCUGUCAGUGGCCGUGAGCUCAGUAGGAGCAGAGUGAAGCGACGUUUAGACGAGGAUCCGUCCAGCUGGCAGGGAUGCCGAGGAGAUGGUGAGGAGCGCCGCGUGGCCAGGUGAGAAGAUGAUGGUCUGCUGAUGGGAUGGCAGAUCUGCCCACCAGACGGGAGAUCCCGGUUGUGUUGUUGGCUUUGGUGCAGAUGCCGACCCACCUCCCACCGAAGCGGCCGCGCUGUGGGUGGCAGGGACACGUUAACCAAGACGGCGGCAGAGGGGCGGGGCGGAGAGCGGCAGAGCCAGCACAUGACGGAUGGUGAGAGAUGGCAGACUGCAGGCAGGCAGGCAGGCAGGCAGGCAGGCAGACAGGCAUCCAUUCACUUCUUUGUACGUCAUGUGUGUAUGCAGGCACCGCCAGCACCCUGCCGCCUACUCUCGCCUCCGGCAGUGACCACAACGUUGCACCAGCGGCCACCAAGACCAACUCCCUCCAGCUGCCCCCCACGGACAACGACGGUCCGACCAUGCCCAUGCCCCUGGUAGAGAUCAAGACAGAGCUGGACCCCUCGAGGCCCACCAGGAUCAUCAACAAACUCAACAAACACACACACAACACCGACGUCCAACAGCAAGACCCCCUUCACCAGCACCAGCAGUCGGUGCAGGGGUGUGGCAGUGGGGACACACCGGGGUCGUGGCUGUUUUCGGUGGGUCCUGGGGUGGGCGAUGAGCAGGUGCGGCAGAUAUUGGGGUUCUCUGUCGACGUGACCCGCACCAUCGACGCGGCCGGCUGGACGUGCGAGAAGGACAUGUGGCGCAGCGUUGUGCAGAUCGGAUCACCAGGUGGAUGGGUGUGAGGGUGAAAAGGGGGGUUGGGGGUGGGCGGCAGGAGAUGCCGUGGGUUUCUGUGUCCCCCACAGCUUUGCUGGGUUUCUUUGACGCUGUCAACUAUGAGGAUAGCUCUAGCGCUCGGGAUCUCGUCAGGACGGCCGGUAGGCUCGGACGGCAGGGCGGCAGGCACGUAACACAAUCAAUGCCUGCAUACGACACGAUCUGCCUGUCUACCUGCUGUCAGUUGACCGUUUGGUUCGUCGCGAGACCCUGCUGCUGGUGGUAGACCAUGUGCCGGGCAAGGACGAGGCACUCAGCGCCGUGGACAACGCAGAAACCGUCAAAUUAGUUGGUAUACAAAGAUGCAUUGACGCGCGCACACGUCACUGUCUGCCUGGACGUCUGUGUGUGUGUAUGUGUGUGUGUGUGUGUGUGUGUGGACACACAGCGAUAUUAAUCGACUCGAUACUGGAGGCCUGGCAGUUGCAGAAGCGCGUCAACCCCGGUCUGCUUGCCCGCACCGCUGUCGUACUCAGGGGUGAGUGAACACGGACCCACACACAUACACUCACCAGACAGAGAGACACAGAUGUGUCCACGCACCAGGUCGCGGUGUGGGUCGCAAGAUGCGCGCGGGAGUCCACAGGGUGCGCAUCCAGCCCCUCGAGGCCAGCCAGUCAUCCUAGAGUAUGCCGGCCGCCCAGCCCUCCUCGGAUCAAUCACCGAAGUGUAUGUGAGACGGCGGCAGUGGUGUAGACAGGCAGAUCAUGAUGCGGG
Vitrella brassicaformis is the source of this 1607-nucleotide messenger RNA. Lineage: Eukaryota; Vitrellaceae. The record is from the annotation of a GenBank genome assembly.